Molecule: messenger RNA, 3875 nt
Organism: Marasmius oreades (fairy-ring Marasmius)
Lineage: Eukaryota; Fungi; Basidiomycota; Agaricomycetes; Agaricales; Marasmiaceae
Exons: 17
Coding region: 106-3666 (1186 amino acids)
Cellular component (GO): membrane
Source: RefSeq, a predicted model, not a curated record
CAUCAUCGUACCUCACCAUCGACCACAAAGACAAAAUUCAAAGACAAAACAUAGUUGACAGGGCAAAGUCGAAGUGAACUCAGAGUCAACUCGGCAACAAUUCGAAUGACUGGCGAGCACCGUGCACGUUCCAUAGAGUCACGCAGCGAAAACUCAGAAACUAGCGAGACAGAUGUCAGUCGAAGGAGUGAUCAUACCUCCGAAAGCGUUCGUACGGCAAUCCUCGCUGUUCCCUUCAAUGGCAAUAAUGGAGCAAGUAACGCAAGUAGCAGCCCAGUCACGAAUGCAAAACCUUCUAUUUCGUUCACGAACAGUGCGAAUUCUCUAAGUCGAGCUGGUCUGCUUCACCCAAGGGUCCACCGCGCCAAUUUGGAAGAUAAUCCCAAAUCAUCCCCAGUUACCGAGAACCCGUCCCCAGGUCCUCAUCUCAUGGAUGCCGCGAGAAGGCGUCCCAGUUUCCUGCACCGAACCAGUACAGCUUCGACAGGGUCCCUCCCUCAAUCUUUUAGAAGUCAAAUCGCGCCUAAUUUUGAUUCCCAUCCACACACCAAAGUUCAGAGUCAUAAUCAAGAUGACAUACGCUCGCGCACCAUGCAGUUGUCUGAGAUGAUGCUCUCUGCAACGAGUUUCCAACAUCCUCUGCUUGACAACGUGGACGUGCCGGAGUUUGUACUCUCUACAGGCCCCGAUGCCGCGCCUCAGCUCGAGGGUGACCCCCAUACACAGAACAUAGCUGCAAACCUUGAUGCCGAUCUUUUCCCUUACAAGUCCGGUCUUUCGAUGAUGUUGAAGCGCCAAAGCCCUUCAAAUUCUUCUCCCAGUACUCCUGCUACCCCUACCGAUCGUACACCUGCACAUGAUGAGCAAGUUCUCCGCUCGGGAUCACCGACACCUGUGCCUACCAGAUUACAUUCUCCGGGGCCCGACAGCCCGUCGAAUAGAGUCAAUUUCCAUAUUCCAAUCGGCGAGCCGAAUUCUUCCCCAUCACGACAAAGAUCUAUAAAGUGGGAUCCCAGUCUAGACACCCAGCCAAGUCGACCGGCUCAUCAUCCCAUGCCCAGGUCGCCUCCCCCUGAUCCAGAGUCACAGCCGCUUCUAUCGACAUUGAGGCUUCAUCCCCAUGAUUCGCACUAUGGAACGGUAGUGCCUUCCCCGACUCUAGUGGCAACACCGGAUAUGAAAAAGCUUUCUCCGAGGUGGUUAUGGUCUAAAGUUGUGAAGAAGGCGGCGCAGACGCUCGCGUUGCCCAGUACGGUCAAAGGAAUGAACUUCCAGGAUGUGGGGAAGCAGGCUGUGGCGUCCUUGCCUGCCGUGAUGUUGGGGUGUUUAUUGAAUAUCUUGGAUGGGGUUUCCUAUGGAAUGCUCAUCUUCCCCACGUCAGAACCAUUCACGGACUUGGGUCCGAUGGGGGUUUCGUUGUUUUUUAUAACAGCCGUCGUGGCUCAGUUCGUGUAUGUCUUGGGUGGGAGUGGGUUCGGUGGAGCGAACGGGAGUAUGAUGAUUGAGGUCGUCCCGUUUUUCCAUAUUUUAGCGCAAACUAUUGCGUCUGAGAUCGGAGUGGAGAGGGGCAGGGAGGUUAUAGCUACGACGCUUGCGGCUUAUGCAAUUAGUAGUUUGUUGACAGGUCUGGCGUUCCUUCUUUUAGGCGCGUUGAAACUAGGAGUGAUUAUUGGUUUUUUCCCGAGACAUAUUCUCGUGGGGUGCAUCGGAGGUGUUGGUGUGUUUUUGAUUCAAACUGGGCUAACUGUUUCUCUCCGGAUACCUGACGACAACUUUGCGUAUAAUUGGGACUUGUUCAAGCUUUUGUUCUUAGAUACAGGGAAGUUGGUCCUUUGGGUUGUGCCGGCUGGCUUGGCGUUGCUGUUGAGGUUGAUAACUAUGAGGUGGAAGGGGCAGUUGGUUUUCCCCAUCUACUUUGUUAUCAUCCCGAUCGUAUUCUACGUGAUCGUCGCUGCUGCUCGACUUGAUCUGAACGAGUUGAGGCGUGAUGGAUGGGUUUUUGACGUAGGAGGCGGUGACCGGAAUUGGUGGGAGGUUUAUGGGUAUCUUGACAUCAAGUUGAUUCACUGGGGUCCGCUUUGGGCUACGCUGCCCACGCAGUUUGCUUUACUGUUCUUCAACAUCCUUCAUCCACCGUUGAAUGUCCCUGCCUUGUCGGUGUCAUUGGACCAGGAUAUUAACACCAACAAAGAACUCGUAGGACAUGGAUACUCGAAUUUACUUGCUGGGGUCGUUGGAACUAUCCCGAACUAUUUGGUAUACGUGAACACUCUACUAUUCUACCGCGUCGGCGGAAACACCCGUAUCGCCGGGUUUCUGUUGGGAGUCGUCAACAUGGUGUUGUUGUGGAUCGGAGCGGGGCCGAUAAGGUAUCUACCUGUUUGUAUGGUUGGGGCGUUAAUUUUCGUGCUUGGGUGGGAUUUGGUGAAGGAGGCUGUUUGGGAUACGAGGGGAAGGGUUAGUAGGACUGAGUUCAUAACCAUUGCGAGUAUCAUGGUAGCAAUGACUGUUUGGAAUUUUGUUAUUGGUGUGUUGUUUGGGAUUAUUGUGAGCUGCUUCUUCUUCGUCAUCCAGAAUUCGCAGGGGAGAAGUAUCCGCUCGUUGCACACCGGGGAGACGGUUAUGUCGACGGUGCGAAGGCCAAGUUCGCAGAGAGCGUAUAUAAAGGAGGUAUCGAAGCAGACGACUAUACUCCGAUUGCAAGGAUUCCUCUUCUUCGGAACGAUCACAUACGUUGAAGAGGCUAUACGAGAAGUUGUCGAAGGCCCAUCGUACGAACAAAAUCCUGUCCGGUUUUUGGUUUUAGAUCUAGCGCUAGUGGCUGGGUUGGAUAUGUCUAGUGCAGAGGCGUUUGUUCGUGUGCAUAGGUUAUUGAGACAAAAGGGGAUCACGAUGGUGCUUUGUGGGUUUGGAGUCGAUAGUGAGAUGGGUAGGGCGUUGAGGAGUGUGGAAGUGCUUGAGGCGGAGGGUGUUGAGUUGUUUGAAGGGUUUGGGGAUGCGAUCGAGUGGACGGAGAAUUGUUAUUUGAGAGCGUGGUUCAGAGCACAGAAAGAGCUAGUGCUUCCGUUCGCUUUACCUGGAAGGCAAGACACAGAUCCACUUUCUCCUGGUUCUCACACUAGCGCUGCAACAUCCCCUCGUCGAUCCCAUCUAAAUGACGUUGGGUUUAGGACGAUCGCGAACGAUAUUCCGCCACCAGCUACCGCCGAGGCGCAUCCGGAACCUUACAACACCCUUGUCAAAGUCUUCUCAUCCUUCGGUGGUAUCAGUUCUGACGAUAUCCUCACCUUAAUGACGUACCUCCAACGGAUGUCUCUUCCUGAAGGCCACGUUCUUUGGAAGCAAGGGGACGAGUCGGAUGGGCUGUAUUUCAUCGAAAGUGGUGUUUUGAGAGCAUCUUAUUGCUUCUCCAUGCACAGUCCGGCUGUGGAGGAAUCGAUGGUGUCCGGUACGCUUGCGGGAGAGUUGUCGGCGUUGAGUGAUUUGGAGAGGAAUGCGACUGUUUGGGUGGAGAGAGAUGCGGUUGUGUGGAAGUUGAGUAGAGGGGAGUUCGUGAGGCUGGAGAGGGAGAAUCCGGGACUUGACAUGGUUGUGUUUAGGAUGGUAUUGAAAUCUGCGAAGGUGGAUCAUGAUAUUUUGUUGUCUGCUUUGGCGACCAGACAGUAGAGAUGUCUGUUUAUACUAUAGAGUAAAAUCGGUCUAGAGGCGGUGCUGACAUUAACGCUUUCGAGUAUACUCAUCUGAAGGGCACCAUAUAUAGAUUCAUGUCAGUUGGUCUAGAGAAUGAUUAGCUGACUAUAAGUAACUCAGGUACAGUAGGUCUUCGAUUCCUACAUAUACGGACCGGCACCCGCCAAUUACCUUGCAAAUCCCCC